AUGUGGUGCAUAGUCCCUCCACUACCUAAGGAAAUAGAACUAAUUUCAAAUGAAGAUAUUUGGGAGCAAAAGAUUGAAGUGGAAGAAAUUAUUGAAAACUGUAAGAUUUGCAAAAAGUAUGGGCACUGCUCCGCAGAAUAUUUAGUGAAUGGGAAAGGUAAAGAGAAGGUGGGAGAACUGGAUAAUGUGCAAACAAUGACAAAGCAACUUAUGUUUGUGAACAUAGAAGAGUUAAAAAAUGAAAGAGGAGUGAGGUUUGUAGGCAGUGAAGGAAAUGGAGGUCAUAUUGACACUCUGGAAAGAUCUCAAUGUGGUCAAGAAAAUGGAUCUGCUGCAGAACUAGAGCAGAGUGGCGGUUCUUGGCGGCGAUGGCAAGGGCCGGGCGGGGAGCAAGGUGCCGGCGGGGAGGAAGCGCAGCGACUGGGUAGCAGCCAGGGAGCUGCGACGGUGGGCCAGGGGCCGCAGGGAGGCUGCAGGCGCAAAGGAGGCCGUAGGGGCGGUGGUGGCCGCAAGGAGGUGCCAGCGGGGGCCAGAAGCCGAGGCCGGUAA
Messenger RNA from Cryptomeria japonica (Japanese cedar), 549 nucleotides. RefSeq lists its product as uncharacterized. The transcript has 2 exons. The coding region runs from base 1 to 549 and encodes 182 amino acids. The record is from RefSeq and is a predicted model, not a curated record. Lineage: Eukaryota; Viridiplantae; Streptophyta; Pinopsida; Cupressales; Cupressaceae.